Messenger RNA from Anneissia japonica, 6951 nucleotides. Its product is annotated as von Willebrand factor A domain-containing protein 8-like. The record is from RefSeq and is a predicted model, not a curated record. The transcript is spliced from 43 exons. Gene Ontology annotation, cellular component: cytoplasm. NCBI's taxonomy places the organism in Eukaryota, Metazoa, Echinodermata, Crinoidea, Comatulida, Comatulidae. Gene Ontology annotation, molecular function: ATP binding; ATP hydrolysis activity.
UGGCUACUAGCUAGCUAGCUAGCACCGCAUGCGGGAUAACAACGUCCAACAAAGUAGAAAUAGGCCUGGGCCUAGAGUUUAUGAAGUUCUUAUAAAUUACGUGCAAAUUAUAAAUCAGAUGUCUUGCGUUAUAUUAAGAAUGAGUGCUAUUGAAAAUUCUAUUAGGCGCCUUCGACAUUUACAGUUAGUUUUGUCGUCGAAUCGUUGUCCACCUUCGACGAUAGCAUUAUGUCACACAGAUUCAAGAAUCACUAUUGGUGGUGUAAGCAGGGCAGUAAAAGACCCAGAACAUCCAGAGUUGGUUCCGAUUAAAUAUGUUGGAAACAGUCUACCACAGUCAGUGUUACAACAUCUCCGAUGGAUAAUGCAAAAGGAUUUACUUGGACAGGAUGUGUUUUUAAUUGGGCCUCCUGGCCAUUUGAGGAGGGCAAUUGCAAUGAGUUACUUGGAAUUGACUAAACGUGAGGUCGAAUACAUUAGUCUUACAAGAGAUACGACAGAAACAGAUCUGAAACAGCGGCGAGAAAUCCACCAAGGCAAUGCGUUUUAUAUUGAUCAGUGUGCAGUCCGUGCCGCUGUUGAAGGACGUGUCCUCGUGUUAGAAGGUAUAGAGAAAGCUGAACGAAAUGUCUUGCCUGUCUUAAACAAUCUUUUGGAGAAUCGUGAGAUGCAAUUAGAGGAUGGUCGUUUUCUCGUAGCUGCUGACAGAUAUGACAAACUUUUAGAGGACCACACCAAAGAAGAAUUAAAAUCUUGGAAGCUAGUACGUGUCAAUGAAGACUUUCGUGUCAUAGCACUAGGAUUACCUAUUCCACGUUACCAUGGAAACCCAUUGGAUCCUCCAUUACGUUCACGAUUCCAAGCACGUGAUGUUAACCCUUUACCAUUUAAGGAUCACCUUGAGUUAUUACAAGAAUUGUCACCAAACCUGAAAUCUGACCAAGCUUCCAAGAUCUUGUCUUUCGCAACAACUUUGAUAUCCAACGAGUCUAACUCAUUAGGGCUUCCAGACUUUCCAAUGGAUAGUCUAGUUAAUAUGAUCAAGAUAAUAAAUUCUGUACCAAAUGUGUCUGUUCAGAAGGUUCUCCAUCAGUUGUAUCCACACCAGGUUAUGCUUGCCAAGGAGGGUAGAACAGCCGUCAUUGAUAUUCUAAAGAAAAUUGAGUUACUAGAGGACAAGUUUGGAAAAGUAGCUCCAUGCAGUGUAUCUAAUGUACUGUGCAGUACAACUGAUAAAAAUGCAACCGUUACUAUGCAAAGUCAAGGAGCCAUGUUUGAUGUCACUAUGGCAACAGGUAACCAGGUAGCAACAUCAGCUGAAAGUGUAGGUUAUAUACCAGUGCCGUCACAUGACCAUUUACUAGCGGACAUGAUGCUGUCGCAUUCUGUCAAGGAUUUCUGCCUCAUAGGACCAAAGGGUUGUGGAAAAAGUUUACUAGUGAAGCAAUUUGCAAGCAUCUUAGGCUAUCACCUGGAACCAGUUAUGCUAUACCAGGAUAUGACCUCUAGAGAUUUUCUGCAGCAACGUAUGACCUCACCAACAGGUGACACAUCCUGGCGACCGUCACCACUUAUCACAGCAGCUCUAGAGGGCAGUAUAGCAGUGCUAGACGGGCUACAUCGAGUCAACCCAGGUACACUUGCUGUUUUAAAUCGAUUAGUACAUGAUCGUGAAAUAACAUUGUUUGAUGGCACGCGUCUGCUUGGCAGUGAACGCUACGAGGCACUCAAAGAUGAACAUGAUCUAACGGAUGCUGAAUUGAAAGAACGUGGUAUUCUACCAAUCCAUCCGUCGUUCCGCAUCAUUGGUCUAGCUGAACCUCCAUCGGUAGGGGGCAGCAGCGGACAGCAGUGGCUUGGCUCCGAACUCCUCACCAUGUUCCUGUUUCACGAAGUCAGACCAUUGUCAUUUAAAGAAGAAAUGACAGUACUUCACGGCACAGUUCCUGGAUUCCAAGAGGCUAAUCUGGAACAGCUUCUCAAAUUCUCACAUCGUAUGAGAACUGCCUCAGAUCCUACGCUACAGUCCCUGUCGUCGUCACUCUCAACUAGGAAUCUGUUAAGAAUAGCAAAGCGACUGUCACACCAUCCCAAUGACAGUAUACAUGAUGCUGUCAACAAAACCAGUCUUUCAAGAUUUCUGCCUCAGCUGGCACACCAGGCAUUAGAUAAGGCAUUAGACGAUGCUGGAAUGCAGCCAAGUUCUGCAGAUGUUGAUAUCAGAAAAUCUAUAUCUUGUGAAGUGAAGAACAAUGUGGUACGCAUCGGAACCACUACCAUACCAGUCAGCUCACCUGAAAAUCAGAUGAUGGUUCCCGACACGUUGUUUUAUGAGAAUUCUCAGCAUCUGUCAAUCAUGGAAGACAUGUUGAAAGAUUUCCUUCUGGGUGAACAUCUGCUGUUGAUUGGUAAUCAAGGUGUUGGCAAGAAUAAAGUGAUUGAUCGAUUCCUGCAUUUACUCAACAAACCAAGGCAAUACAUUCAACUUCAUAGAGACACUACAGUACAAAGUCUAACUCUUCAACCUAAUGUCCAAGGUGGUGUUAUUAUAUAUGAAGAUUCACCCUUGGUGAAAGCAGUAAAGCUGGGCCAUAUAUUGGUGAUUGAUGAGGCUGAUAAAGCACCAACUAAUGUCACUUGUAUAUUGAAAUCCUUAGUAGAGAAUGGAGAAAUGGUCUUAGCUGAUGGCAGGAAAAUUGUGGCAGCUGGUUCUCAUAUACCACCGUCUGACAGUGUAAUAGUGACACAUCCUAACUUUCGCAUGAUGGUUCUUGCCAAUAGACCUGGUUUUCCAUUCCUAGGCAAUGAUUUCUUUGGUUCAUUAGGUGAUAUAUUUAGUUGCCAUGCUGUUGAUAAUCCAGAUAUGGAUUCGGAAAUGGCAAUGCUAAGGAAGUACGGUCCUAGCGUGCCAGAUGGAAUCUUACGGAAGUUAGUACUUGCCUUUGGAGAGCUACGUAAUAUGGCGGACCAAGGCCUUAUAUCUUACCCUUACUCCACCAGGGAAGUGGUCAAUAUGGUCAAGCAUUUAGAGAAAUUUCCAAACGAAGGUAUAGCAAACGUCGUUAAAAAUGUGUUUGACUUUGAUGUCUACAACCAAGAAGUGAAGGAACAGUUGAUUGAUACUCUACAUAAGCAUGGCAUUCCCAUUGGAGCGCAACCAACAAAUGUACAACUCGCUAAAGAGUUGUCUUUAUCAGCUCCCAUCCUUUCUUCCCAAUGGACGUAUAAUAAUCCUGGUUCCAACCACCGUAAUCUACUCUGUCCGGUAGAGGAAAAGAACAUUAAAGUUAAGGGUCCAGUUCAACUUGGUGUCAGAUGUCUGCCACUGGAGAGGACAGAAGCAAGGUCGCUAGGGUUUGGGGAAGAGGUUGCACGGUGGGUUAUUCCACUAGAUGAGCACAACAUUAUCACUGAUAUAGCUGUAACUAAAGAUAAAGCAGCAGAAUUAAUACAUCUAGUCACAUGUAGUCCAGUGGGGUUGUAUUCAAUGGCUCCACGUGGUACCACUAUGAACUAUCUGGACCUAUACGAUGUCUUUCCCGGUCUAAGCCGCAAAAGUGUCAGAAUCGCCGCCCUAGGUCAUCCUCUAAUUGGACAGAUUGUGAUGCAUGAAGAGCAGGGCAAUGUUGUUCUUGUAAUUGACACUGCUAAUGGUAACAUCCAGCGGCUGUACCUCACAUCCAUGUAUGAGGAAGCUAAGAAGAAAAUCACACAGCGCUUCACUGGAUCUGAGCAAGAUGACUUCAAAAUGUGCAGUGAUUUCGCACAUGAGAAUUGGCUGGUAUUUUACCAAGAAAGUGGAAGAUUACAUGUUGUUAACAUACUUGAGGGCAGUGCAUAUAGUGUUGAUGUACCGCUCCAAAUCAAGUCCAUACAUCUGUCAUCCAAAGAUUCAUGGCUCAUUGAAGAUGCGACAGAUGGCAGGAAGUACCUCUUAUGUCGACCAUCACCUAAGGAACCAGUUUGCCAACUGCAUGCCAUUAACACAGAAGGAAAUGCAACUAUUGGUAAUGGUAUAGAGAUUUCAAGUGAAGGUCUGACAAAGGACGGAUUAUCAUCCGCAAUCAGCCAAGAAAUAGAUGCACCAAAUAGAGUCCUUGCAAACAGCAGUGAUGUUGCUAACAUUGCUGUUGGCUUCCCAGAUCUCAAGUCGACAGUGGAUGUGUACACAUUUCCAAGAGUUUUACCGCAGCCUGUGAAGGAGCCUAAGAUGGAAGCGACUAGCCCUCUAGAUGACCUCGUCAGGAAGACCGCAAUCACAGUUGCACCUUCCAACAUCGUUCAAAUUCUGCCCAGGUCAGCUCAGGUUGUGCGUGUCACGCCAUCUGAGAAAGUACCAGAAGAAGCCUUGCCGAGCAAUGAUAUCACUAAGUUUGUAUCAAAUUAUCUGGAGGUUGCUGACCUUAGUAGACAUACUAUCAAGUACAUACCAGUUCCAAGACCACCUCGGGUGUCCCAGUAUGUGUCAUGGUUCUCAGGGGGCGCUAACAACAUCGUCAUGGCAAGCACAACCAACGAGGGUGUCGUCACUGUUGAUGCUGGGGGCAUAGCUCGAUUGAAAAAUUGUUAUACUGUAUCAGAAAGUAUAUAUAAUUUUUAACCUGUCUUCUCUUUUAUAUACUUAAUAUAAAAUAAUAUAUUACAUUCUUCAUUGAUUUCAAAAUAGUUCUUUUUAUUGUUACUUCAUCCACAGAUCAACUAUGAAAAGGAAGUUGGUAAGGGUGUUACUUCCCCCAAGCAUGGUAAAGACGACCCAACAAAUGCGCCCCAUGUUGGAGGUAACACCUGGGCAGGUGGCACAGGUGGUCGUGACACUGCGGGUCUUGGAGGUAUUGGCGGACCAUACAGACUGGAUGCCGGUCAUGAUGUCACACAAGUCAGUCAAGCGGAAAAAGAUGCGGUCCCACCUGAAGUUCUUCUCGCCGCUCGUGAGAUGGCGGAGAAGGCUUUCAAAGAAAGGUUGAAUGAGAUCAACAUGUCUGAAUAUGAUGCAGAAAUGUACGAGAAGUUCCUGGCCAAUGUCAAGAAACAGGUUCAAUCCAUCAGAGUCAUUUUGGAAAGUUUACAGGCCAAGAACAAGGAACGUCAGUGGUUGAAGCAUCAAACAUCAGGUGAUCUUGAUGAUGGAAAACUUAUUGAAGGUUUGACCGGCGAGAAAACCAUUUAUAAACGACGCAAAGAAAAAGAACCUGAGCCGGGUGCACCGCAAGUCCUGCCUAAGCGGUUGCGAUUAGUUGUUGAUGUCAGUGGCAGCAUGUACCGGUUCAAUGGUGUGGACCAGCGACUUGAACGUGUCAUGGAGGCUGCUGUCAUGGUGAUGGAAUCAUUUGAAAAAUAUGACACCAAAUUUAAGUAUGACAUUGUUGGACACUCAGGCGAAAAUUACAACAUCUCAUUUGUAAAAGGUGACAAAAGUCCUGUAAAUAACAAAGAGAGGCUAAAAGUGAUUAAGACUAUGUAUGCUCACUCUCAAUUCUGUAUGAGUGGCGACUACACAGUUGAGGCGACGCAGUUUGCGAUAAAUGACGUCACAAAAACUGAAGCAGACGAGUACUUUGUCAUCGUUUUAAGUGACGCAAACUUUGACCGAUAUGGAAUUUCCCCAAGUCAUUUUGCUCGAGUUCUCAAUAGUAAUGAUGAUGUUAAUGCAUAUGCCAUCUUUAUUGGAUCACUUGGUGACCAGGCCGAUAGAUUGGUCAAAAAUUUGCCUGCAGGCAGAGCCUUUGUUUGUCUGGAUACCAAAAAUAUCCCUCAGAUUUUGAAGCAGAUUUUUACUUCCAGUAUGCUUUCAUCUUAAUUGUUGGUGGCACCAUAUAUUUUGCAGCCAUGGAAACAGUAGUUUGAAAUCAUCAGGUCUAGUAAAUUGUUAAAAAUUUUAAUUACAUUAAAAUGUCCAAUUAGGUGUUAAGAUCUGCCUACAGUAUCAAGUUUCAAGUGAGGAAUACCUGUGAUUUGUCUAUAUUCCUUCUGUAUAGGUUUGAUAUUACUUCAACUCGCCUACAUAAUUAUAGGAAAAUCAUGCAUAUUUUACGUAGAAGCACUGGUGGUGCCAGACAUUUCAGGAUGAGGGGUCGGUCUUCAACCGAGGGCCCACACCAACCUCAGUCACUAUGUUUUGGGCAGAGGUAAGAAAAUUAUAAUAAGCAUCUCUAAAUACCAGGAAAUUGAACUGUCCGUAAAAAUACUUUUUGAAGGCAGUGGUUACCAACAAAAUGAUUGACUGUUCCUGUGACCCUUCAUCUCAUCCCCCUCCCAGACUGCACCCCAACUGUACAGAAAACUUGAUACUAUCUUAAUACUUGUAUUAGCAAAGCAUCUAAAUUAUAUUUAAGUGUGCCUAAAGUUGUCAGAAUUGUUACUGUGCAAGAAAUCAGGGUGAUUUCCACAUUGUCCAUGUUGCUUUAAUAUGCCCUUCUCACUAUCAAUUAAGGAAAGUGAGUUCCUAGGAUAAUAAUAUGUAAGGUGCUCAUUCAUAGUUGCAAUACUAUAUGAUACUGAUGUUUAUGUCUACAAUAAAUAGAACCAAUAUAUUAUUAAUAUUGUUCUAAUUUAUUAAUAUUCUUAUAUUAAGAAUACUGUUAACACAAUUGGCAGUGAUUAAGUGGGCAUUUAUAAAUUGGUGUGAUGUUCCUACAUUUAACAAUAAAAUAAAUAAUAAAUAAUUUAAGUAAAAAAUCUACUGUAGUAUAUAUUUUUUUUAAAAAUAAUACUGAAAUAAGUAAAAUUUGUAACGUUUACAACAAAUUAAAUUAAAUUUUAAAAAAAUACAGAAGAAGGAUUGCAUUAAAACUUGAGCAAACAAAAAAGUCACGUUAUUGGAUCACAUCAGACGAUGACGGAAUGAACUAACUCAGGUUAGGUCAUUCACCGAUUCACCGGAAGAUCAGUGAAACUGUAGUUGUAAGAAAUAAGUUACUCUUGGCUUAUAGUAUGCAAGAAAAUAUGUCAGAG